This is a messenger RNA of Acaulospora morrowiae, 1241 nucleotides long. The record is from the annotation of a GenBank genome assembly. Lineage: Eukaryota; Fungi; Glomeromycota; Glomeromycetes; Diversisporales; Acaulosporaceae.
AUGAAGACGGUGGUGAAAGGACAAGUUGACGAAGUUUCGAAGGAGUGGACGCUCGAGCCCGAACACGAGUUCAGAUUCGAGGUGGAUUUUGGCGCAACAGUGAAAUUAAAGCUGAUCACUGGCACUGCUGAAAUAUACGGUACAGAGAUCGGAAUAGGUCCUGAAUAUGAAUUUUCAGGCCGCAAAGUAGCCUUGUUUACUUGGCAUGGUUGUAAAAUAGAGAUAUCCGGAACUUGUAGUGUAGAGUAUGUUGAAGGCGAAACACCGAUGGUUAGCUACCUUAAUAUGCACCUGGCACUCGAACAAUGCAGGGAAGAGGCCAAAGCUAAGGAGGAGAUGGGACCAAGGGUAAUGAUUGUUGGCCCCGAAGACGUCGGAAAGACUUCAUUAAGCAAGAUAUUACUUGCGUACGCAUUUCGUCAAGGAAGGCAGCCUAUAUUUGCUGAUCUGGACACCAGCGAGGCAAGUAUGAAUCGAAUGGCCAUUGAAGGCUCCAUCACAAUGCCUGGAACCAUCACCGCAACCGUGAUUAAUCAAAUAAUAGAUGUCGAAGAAGGAUUUGGUUCCUCGACGACAACUUCACCAUCACUGGGCUCUUCGAUGAUCCCGAUAGCCUAUUACUACGGAUAUUCUGAUGUUGGGGAAAACAUCAAGCUUUACAAAGUGCUGACAGCAAAAUUAGCUCAGACGGUUAAACUUCGUGCGGCCAACGAUGAAGAUGCCAAAAUUUCAGGGAUAGUAAUUGACACCAGCGGUUUGAUAGAUAACACUGGAUACGAAAUUAUCCAACAUUGCGUAGAAGUAUUUGAUGUGAACAUCAUUAUCGUUCUGGGUCAUGAAAGGUUGUAUAGCGACAUGGCAAGACUUUAUAAAGAGCGUUCCGAGAUUCACGUCUUGAAAUUAAUUAAAUCCGGCGGGGUCGUUGGUAGAGACAAAGCAUUUCGCCGCCAAAUUCAAAUGCGCAAGAUUCGUGAAUACUUUUAUGGUCUACCGAAAUUUGAACUUUCUCCCUAUUCCACGACAAUUAACUUAAAUGAAGUGUCCAUCUAUCGAGUGGGGGUUGGGUCGUUGGCGCCUUCUUCUGCCUUGCCGAUUGGUAUUGACAGGAAAGUCAGCGAGACGCAGCUGGUGAAGGUAGAGCCGGAUGACUUGAUACGUCACUCGAUAUUGGCGCUCACAUCUUCGAAUAGUGCUGACGAGCGUAGCUUACUCGAAUCGAACAUAAUUGGAUUUAUACGAGU